AGGUCCAGCGUGCUGCACAUUGCGGCGGAGCUGAGCGCCGGGGCAGGUAUGAAGCGGCCACUGAGCCCCUCCCCGCCAACGGAGCCGGACCCUCCGGGGGGACCCGCUCCCCCGGGGAGUGCAGAGUGCCCCCCCGGGCCUCCCGAGCCCCCCCGGGCCAAGAGGGAGAGGAAGCGCCCCACCUACACCCUCUGCGACCUCUGCAACGUCCAGCUGAACUCGGCCGCCCAGGCCCAGACCCACUACAGCGGCAAGGCCCACCUGAAGCGACUCCGGCAGCAGCGCAGGGCCAGCAGGGCCCCUCUCGGUCAAGCGUCGCUCUGCGCUCCGGGACCGAGCCGGGCCGAACCGAACCGGGCCAACAUGCUCCGGAAACCUCCGGAGAGGAACCUCUCCAGCCCUGACCCCGAGACCCCCGCCCCAAAACACCGCUCUCGGCUCGCCAGAUGGUGA
This is a messenger RNA of Ornithorhynchus anatinus (platypus), 453 nucleotides long. RefSeq names its product zinc finger matrin-type protein 3-like. The record is from RefSeq and is a predicted model, not a curated record. The transcript has 4 exons. The coding region runs from base 49 to 453 and encodes 134 amino acids. Lineage: Eukaryota; Metazoa; Chordata; Mammalia; Monotremata; Ornithorhynchidae. Gene Ontology annotation, molecular function: zinc ion binding; nucleic acid binding.